AUGGGCAAGAGAAGGGACUUGGCGCGUGUCCUGGGCAAAAACAACAAUUUGGAAUAUGCGAGUCAGAUGGGGGUUGAAGGAGCCCUGGACUCAGUGGAGUCUUCAAGGAGUUCUCGAGGUCAGGAUAGUGGGGCUCAGCAAGGCAAGAGACACCGCUCAUACUACUCGCCCAGGCCAUUAUGUUUCUAUGACAAUCAAGGGCGUCAAGGGCUACCGCAUCCAAAACCACACGGGCCUCCCAGAACACAUCUUCCGCAACUUACCAGCCCUCCAUCCCGAUCGGGACUGGCCGCGCAUCCGCAGCGUUACCUGGCACAAGCACGUCACGGGCUUGAUGAGAGGCCGGUGUACUUUGAUGUGGGGAAGAAUGGGAAGAGAUUUGGGGAGAUGGCGAGGAUUUGCCAGGAUGAGAAUGGACGGUGGCCCAGUCAUCCUGGAUGGAGGAAUGAGGGCUGGAAGGAUGGUGAAAAGGCGGAUGAUGUGGAGGAUGAGGUCAGUGAAGUAGGCCGGGGUGCCACCAAGCGUAACUGGGCCUAUGACCGGCAGGUAAAUGAGCACGACACUGAUUCGGAGAGCGAUGGAGCUUUGGAUUAUGAUGACGGGGACAGCGAGAUGUGA
Westerdykella ornata is the source of this 618-nucleotide messenger RNA. RefSeq lists its product as uncharacterized. The coding region runs from base 1 to 618 and encodes 205 amino acids. The record is from RefSeq and is a predicted model, not a curated record. The transcript has 2 exons. Lineage: Eukaryota; Fungi; Ascomycota; Dothideomycetes; Pleosporales; Sporormiaceae.